This is a messenger RNA of Peromyscus leucopus (white-footed mouse), 1025 nucleotides long. Its product is annotated as keratin-associated protein 4-2-like. Gene Ontology annotation, cellular component: keratin filament. The record is from RefSeq and is a predicted model, not a curated record. Lineage: Eukaryota; Metazoa; Chordata; Mammalia; Rodentia; Cricetidae.
ACUCACUUGUAAACCCACCCAGAACCUCCAUCUCCCGACACCAUGGUCAACUCCUGCUGUGGCUCUGUCUGCUCUGAGGAGGGCUGUGGCCAAGGCUGCUGCCAGCCCAGCUGCUGCCAGUCCAGCUGCUGCAGACCCAGCUGCUGCGUCCAGCUGCUGCAGCCCAGCUGCUGCAGGCCCAGCUGUUGUGUGUCCAGCUGCUGCAGGCCCAGCUGCUGCAUCUCCAGCUGCUGUCGCCCCUGCUGUGGCAGUUCCAGCUGUUGUGGAUCCAGCUGCUGCCGCCCCUGUUGCCGUCCCAGCUGCUGUGUGUCCAGCUGCUGCCGCCCCAGCUGCUGUGUGUCUAGCUGCUGUCGCCCCUGUUGCCGCCCCAGCUGCUGCGUUUCUAGCUGCUGCAGACCUUCCUGCUGCCGCCCCAGCUGCUGCAUUUCUAGCUGCUGCAGACCCUGUUGCCGCCCCAGCUGCUGUGUGUCCAGCUGCUGCCGCCCCUGCUGUGGCAGUUCCAGCUGUUGUGGAUCAAGUUGUUGUCGCCCUAGCUGCUGCAUUUCUAGCUGCUGCAGGCCUUCCUGCUGCCGCCCCAGCUGCUGCAUUUCUAGCUGCUGCAGGCCUUCCUGCUGCCGCCCCAGCUGCUGUGUGUCCAGCUGCUGCAGGCCUCAGUGCUGCAUUUCUAGCUGCUGCCGCCCCACCUGUUGCCAGACCUCCUGCUGCCGCCCAGCAUGCUCUAGCAGUUCUUGCUGCUGAGCGCUCUCACCCAGUCUCCUGUUCUUCACCACCCAGCAUUCCUGAUGUGGCCCACCUGUGAGCUGAUCCUGAGAGGCCCAGCAUAAAGCCUCUGUUCCAACUGAUAAUGAUUUGGGCCUCCAAAUAUGCUGUCCUUACUUCUGCCUAUUUAUUAUUUUUCUCUAAAAUGACCACAAAUUUAAAUUUUCUCUGAAAUCUGUAUAAGUUUGACCCAUGGGAAGAAAAUGGUUCUUUACUAUAUUCUUAAAAAUGGAAACUCUCUUGUAUCUUAAAUAAAUCUGAAUUUU